Ostrea edulis (European flat oyster) is the source of this 1805-nucleotide messenger RNA. RefSeq names its product ribosome production factor 2 homolog. Lineage: Eukaryota; Metazoa; Mollusca; Bivalvia; Ostreida; Ostreidae. Gene Ontology annotation, molecular function: rRNA binding. Gene Ontology annotation, cellular component: nucleolus. Bases 140 to 1075 code for a protein of 311 amino acids. Gene Ontology annotation, biological process: ribosomal large subunit assembly; maturation of LSU-rRNA from tricistronic rRNA transcript (SSU-rRNA, 5.8S rRNA, LSU-rRNA). The record is from RefSeq and is a predicted model, not a curated record. The transcript has 10 exons.
UAUCGGGCUCGUUAUCCUAGUAAAGCAGUUUCAAUCCAACGUGCUGGUUGAAAAAACUGAAAACACACUGAUAUACAUUCUUUAAGAAAAAAAUCGGAGCAGGGUCGAAUUUUAAUUAUAGACUGCAUAGUCACAGGACAUGGUGCUUCAAAGAAUAGUGAAACCCAAGACACAGCAAGGGAAACGCUUCCUGGAAAAACGGGAACCCAAACUGACAGAGAAUGACAAACAGACCAUGUUUAUCAAAGGUGGAAACACUAGUGUCACGGUCUCACAGGUGCUGACAGAACUGUAUAUGUUAAAGAAGCACAAUUCAGUAUCAUACAAAAGGAAGAAUAUCUUGAGGCCAUUUGAAGAUGAAACACCCCUGGAAUUUUUUGCCAAGAAAACAGAUGCCUCUUUGUUUUUAUUUGGCUCCCAUAACAAAAAACGGCCAAACAACCUCGUUCUUGGUCGAUUUUUUGAUUUUCACAUCUUGGACAUGAUAGAACUAGGACUGGAGAAGUUUGUGUCCAUGGCUGAUUUCCACGGAGGGAAAUGCUCAGAAGGCACAAAGCCAUGCUUAAUGUUUGCUGGUGAGACAUUUGAGCAAGAUGUAGAAUACCGAAGGCUGAAAAAUUUAUUCAUUGAUUUUUUCCGAGGCCCAGUGGUGACCCAGGUCAGACUGGCUGGUUUAGAACAUGUGAUAUUGAUUACAGCAGCAGCGGGUGGAAAGAUCCUCCUGAGGAACUACAGAGUAUUGUUGAAAAAGUCUGGCAGCAGGACACCUCGGGUUGAAUUGGAGGAGAUUGGGCCAUCACUGGACCUUGUAAUAAGAAGAACCAAGCUGGCUUCAGAUGACCUGUACAAAAGAGCCCUUAAACAGCCGAAAACCAUCAAACCAAAGAAGAAGAAAAAUGUAUCCCAUGAUGCUUUUGGAUCCAAACUUGGAAAUAUCCACAUGCAAAAACAGAAUUUAGAUAAGUUACAGACAAGAAAAAUGAAAGGACUGAAAACACAAAAGAGGAAAUCUAGUGCAGGAACAACAGAGGGACAAUCAAGUGCAAAAAAGUCAAAGGAAGUUGAUAGCCAGUGAUACAAAGAAACACAGUGUGAGGAAUGGUCUCUUGGUAAAACUUUAAUAAUCCAUCUGCAAGAUUGCAGUGUAGUGCAAAUGUAUUGAGAGGAUCAAAUGUAGACAAGCAUAAAGUGAGAAGAUGAAACAUAGACAAGCAUAUUAAGAGAGCCUGGUGUAAAAUGUGUUUUGUAUAUGUACACAGGCAGUAAAUGUGUAUUUCUUCUUCACAGUAUAUAUGAGUACAUAUAAAAUCUUGGAAAUUUUUGUGUAAAUUUAUUUGCAAAAUAUUGGGGUUAAAAUACGAUAGAUACAAUUUUGUAUAUCAAACUAUUGUGAAUCAUUUCUUGUAUCUUACGGAAAAUGUUUUCGACCUUACAGACAUUUUAUGUACAGAGAAAAAAGAUUUACUGUAUGCAAGAUACAUGUAUGUUUGAAUAGCAAAUACAUAAUUAUCAUGGAGAAUGUUAUUGUUCAAUUGUCUGUUAGUAGGGUAAUUAAACAAUUUUUGCUUGUUCCUUCUUAAUUUCUCAAUGCAUGUAACAGUUAAAUUAUUGGCUGGUCAUUAUUUUGACUGUUUUAUGGCACUGCACCUGAAUUUUUGUUACGAAUAUGCUGCCGUUAUUCAACUGUACAUAACUCAUCAUCACAACUGAGUUUUAUAAAUACAUGUAUGUUCAAUGGUGAAAAGUUUUUGAACCAUGUUUUAUGAAAUAUGAAAAUAAAAUUCUCAUUAGUCAAGUACAAACUG